CGUAACUGUAAGCGUGUAAUUAAAGAUCAAGCGGUCGUAGAACAUCGCUGCGUUGUUUUGAUUAAAGGUUUUAUUUUUUAACACGAAUAAUUUUAUACUACUGUAAAGUAGUACUGCAUCACGAUGGCUACUUCGAAGUAUGGCUGCACCGUACGGCAUGAUGCCGGUGAAUCCACCGGCAACCAACCUGCAUAACAGGGCAUCGGUGCUAACCUUCGGUAUCCUCCAGUUGAUAUUUGGCGUCGCCAUGAUCAUCAGCGACAUUGUCUCGUUCUGCAUUGUUCCACCCUAUCGAGCGAUCGUAUAUAACGGUGCUGGUUCGGGAUUCUACCUGGGUGUCUUCUACAUCAUCGCCGCCUCCUUCGGGAUCGCCGCUGGACGAUACUUGCCGGUUGGCACGCUACCAAGCUCGCGAAAAUGUCUGCUAAUCACCUCCAUGGUACUGAGCAUCCUGGCGUCGCUGUGGGCCAUCAGCAUGGCGAUCGUUUAUAUGGUCUUCCUAAUUAUUUUCAACGCUGGCGGUUUCGAUUUCAACUGGUGCUAUCAUCGCCCGUACGGCUCCGAAGGCUAUUACCAGGAUGCCUAUCUGUGCUACAAUUAUUGGUCGAAAGGCUACGGAUUCCUGAGUGCCAACCUGACCUUUCAGGCGCUCAUGUUCAUCUUCAGCCUGGGACAGUCUAUUUCGGCCGGUAUCAAUAUGUGCAAGUUGCGUUGUAAUGCCACCGUCACACAAGUGGUCUUCACGCAGCCGGGGUAUUAUCCUGCAACACAACCGAUUACGUUUAAUUCACUUCCGGUCGUGCCGGGACAACAACCGGCGUACGUUAUUGCUGGCCAGCAGCCGGUUUUCAUGGGUCCACCGCCUAUGUAUAGCGCCGCUGCUCAACCAGCACCUACGAGUGCCGAACAAGCACCAUCUCAAAAAGCUUAAAAACGGGAUGGCUUGAUAUAGCUAUAAAUAAUUAGUUUUACUGGAGUAUAUGAUGCAAAUUGUAAUUCAUAUACAGUACAUACUACAUAGUUAUAUUUUGUAGCCAAUCGGUCUAGUAAUGUGGUUCUCACUUUUGAAUUAUUUCAUAAUUACUACUAUAUCUGUUUACGGAUUGCUUCUGAAGCGCUACAGAUGUUGAAGAAAAUCACAUGAUCAGCUUUUUCGCACAUGAUAUGCUACGGGAUCCUUCUGUUGUACAGUAGUACAUUAGACAUUACAUAAAAUAAUUGCUGAUAGCUUUACGCAGCCGACAUUUUAUCCUUGUUGCUGCAAGCCGUUUUUUCUGAGUCGAAUAAAAA
Messenger RNA from Paramacrobiotus metropolitanus, 1290 nucleotides. RefSeq lists its product as uncharacterized. The record is from RefSeq and is a predicted model, not a curated record. The transcript is spliced from 2 exons. Lineage: Eukaryota; Metazoa; Tardigrada; Eutardigrada; Parachela; Macrobiotidae. The coding region runs from base 140 to 931 and encodes 263 amino acids.